AUGAUCCUACAGCACAUAAUCAUCCUGCUAUUCCCAUUGAUAUUGCUCACCGAAGAAGAAUCCAACUCGUACUCGCCGCUGAUAUUCAAACUAAAACCGGUGCCGGUGGAUUUCAAGACGGACGGCGAUGAGUACGAUUCCCUGGACGACGUGGUGUACGCCGACGAGGCGGACAAGAGCGCCAGAAGCAAGAAGGAGACCAAGGUUUGGGACCAUUGGGGCAAAUGGUCGACGUGCAGCGUCUCCUGCGGCGUGGGGAAGAUGACCAGGUGGAGGCAUUGCAUUUCGAGCGGAUGCGCUCAGGGCGAGAAGGAGGCGCAGAUUAAGACUUGCACGCGUGUUGUAGUGACUAAUGUUGAUGAUUGA
Molecule: messenger RNA, 366 nt
Organism: Phyllotreta striolata
Lineage: Eukaryota; Metazoa; Arthropoda; Insecta; Coleoptera; Chrysomelidae
Source: the annotation of a GenBank genome assembly